UUAAACCCGUUAAUUCAGUUUCCAUGUACAGAAUAUUGUUUUAUAAAUAUGCGGAAUUGAAAAUGACACAUUGUUUCGUACUGAUAGUUUUUAUUUUUCUCAUUUCGAGCGCGUUCCGAGUUGAAAAUAUACCGCAGGAUGUUAUUCCAGUGCUGUAUAAGGAGUACAAAGAAGCUGUAGACAAUGCCAUAAAUGACAACACGAUGUCUCUACGUAGAAUUUUCAAAAAUAACAAAGAAUAUAAAAUACAUGUCAAGAAAUUAAGAGAAGUAAAUGGAUUUAAAAGACAUAACCUGCUUUUAGGAUCAGAAUUGCCUGGCAAGUCAUUGAUUUAUGUUAAUAAUCCAGUCGAAAUCAAAAUACCACACGCGUACUUAUCGCUAGAGGAAUUCAAACAACUUUUAACUGACAGAGUUAGUCGACAAAGAGAGAAAUUUAAUAAACAUCAUGAAUACAAACCUUCGUUACUUCCAACCAGAACUACAUUAAAUCAAAAAGUCACUAAUACGAGGAAAUUAAAACAUAAUAUGAAGGUAACAAAAUAUAAACAGAUCACGUUUAUUGAUACAUAUAAUAGACCUCCAAUACAAAAUACUCAGAAACUAGCCAAAUCUGAACAUAAAACUACAAUUAAGGCAAUAGAACGUAUAUCUCAUAUAGCAACAGUAAAUACAAAGGAUAUAAUCAAAAACUUAACACAAAUAAAUAUCGUUAACUUCACUACGAUGCCAAACAAAACUGCAGUUAAUACUAAAUCUACGAGAAGUGACGAAGAAUUAAACGACACUAACAAAGUAGAUAUUGAACCCAUCCCUACUGUCUCAGAAACAGUUGAAUCCACUGUUACAUCAAAAUUAGUUGAUACUGCCACUGGGUUUACUCCUCAACCAGAAACUACUCAAUAUACUGAUACAAAAAGUAUGGAAAAGAGUACAGUUACUGAAACAUUUGUUACUGAGACUGAAGAGACAACUUCAGUAACCACUACUACAAAACCUACUAGAAGGACUUUAUCGAGACCACUUGUAUUUAUGGGAGGAUAUAAUAAGUAACAAGUACUUAAGUACCUACAACAAAGGAUAUAGGUAUUAUGUUUUUUAUAUAUUAAAGCAAAAAUGUUCAAUUUUGGUGAAUGUAAUUUACAUAGCUAAAUUACAUAGCUUAAUGUUUAGGCGAAAAAUAAUAUGAAUGUUUUAUAAAUAAAUUGUGUUUUUUACAUAUAAAAUACCUAAAAACAAACUCACCUUAAAUUACACCCUAAAAAAAUCCAAGUUAUUGCAAAGCAAUAACUAAAACAAUCUUCAACUGAUCGCCAUCAACAUCACUAACAGUUCAAA
Messenger RNA from Manduca sexta (tobacco hornworm), 1337 nucleotides. RefSeq lists its product as uncharacterized. Lineage: Eukaryota; Metazoa; Arthropoda; Insecta; Lepidoptera; Sphingidae. The record is from RefSeq and is a predicted model, not a curated record. The transcript has 3 exons. Bases 24 to 1052 code for a protein of 342 amino acids.